Molecule: messenger RNA, 1314 nt
Organism: Vigna radiata var. radiata (mung bean)
Lineage: Eukaryota; Viridiplantae; Streptophyta; Magnoliopsida; Fabales; Fabaceae
Product: protein trichome birefringence-like 43
Exons: 5
Coding region: 220-1266 (348 amino acids)
Cellular component (GO): Golgi apparatus
Molecular function (GO): O-acetyltransferase activity
Source: RefSeq, a predicted model, not a curated record
AGGCAUUCAAAGUAAAUAUAUCAUUAUGUAAUCUCCAUAUAUACACCAUAACACUCUCUCUGAUUUCUAUCCAUUUUUCAACUGUCAUCUCUCUUUCUCUCUUUCAUCAUCCUGUUUCUCUUUUGUCUCAUCUUGGCAUAUAUCAAUUCAACAGCUGCUAGAGUAAUUCCAAAGUGAAGUACAUAUGCAGCAUCAUAUGUUUUCAGUUUCCACACUGUGAUGGCGAUAUUAAUUCUGCUGCUUAUUGUACUGUUCGUUCAUUUACACGGUGGUGCUCAUCACAAAGAGUCAAGAGGAUUUACUGCAACGAGGAAGGCUUGUGAUUUGUCUCAGGGAAAUUGGGUUCCUGAUGAAUCAUACCCUCUUUAUAAUACCUCACAAUGUCCCUUUAUUCUCAAACAAUUUGAUUGCAUAAGAAAUGGUCGUCCUGAUAAAAACUAUGUCAAGUACAGAUGGCAGCCCAAAAACUGCAACUUACCAAGAUUCAAUGGAGCAGAUUUGUUGAGAAGACUGAGAGGGAAGAGUAUUUUGUUUGUGGGGGACUCCUUGAGUUUGAAUCAAUGGCAAUCACUCACUUGCAUGCUUCACACGGCUGUGCCACGUGCCAAGUACACCUCAGUCAGAACUGGGGGUCUAUCCACCUUCACUUUUCCGAGGUAUGAUGUGAAGGUGAUGCUUUCUCGUAAUGCAUUUUUGGUGGAUAUCGCAAGUGAAAGGAUUGGUAGAGUGCUGAAAUUAGAUUCGAUUGGAGAUGGAAAAAGGUGGAAAGGAAACGAUAUACUGAUAUUCGACUCUUGGCAUUGGUGGCUCCACAUCGGAAGAAAACAACCAUGGGAUUUCAUUCGAGAAGGAAAUCACACGUACAAGGACAUGGAUCGUUUGGUUGCAUACGAGAAAGGCUUGAAAACAUGGGCGAAAUGGGUUGAAGACAACGUUAAUCCUAAAAAAACAAGGGUGUUCUUUCAAGGAGUGUCUCCAGAUCAUCUAAAUGGAGGAAAGGCAAGAUUCUGUGAGGGGCAAAUGGUGCCAGUUUCUGGAUCAAAGUAUUCACAUCCAGCUGAGAUAGUGUUACAGAAGGUGUUGGGAAGCAUGUCAAAGCGUGUGAAUUUGCUGAAUAUUACAGCAUUGUCACAGAUGAGAAAAGAUGGUCACCCAUCUGUUUAUGGAUUUGGUGGAAAAAGGAGCAUGGAUUGCAGUCACUGGUGUCUCCCUGGUGUUCCUGAUACUUGGAAUUUGCUUUUAUAUGCAACUCUCAUUCAAAAUUAAGCUUUAUAAUAAACUUCUACUGUAAAAAAAAAAAGUUAUAUAAAUCAA